Torulaspora delbrueckii is the source of this 408-nucleotide messenger RNA. RefSeq names its product 40S ribosomal protein eS24 (gene RPS24A). Gene Ontology annotation, cellular component: ribosome. Lineage: Eukaryota; Fungi; Ascomycota; Saccharomycetes; Saccharomycetales; Saccharomycetaceae. Gene Ontology annotation, biological process: translation. The record is from RefSeq and is a predicted model, not a curated record. The transcript has 2 exons. Bases 1 to 408 code for a protein of 135 amino acids. Gene Ontology annotation, molecular function: structural constituent of ribosome.
AUGUCUGACGCUAUCACUAUCCGUACUAGAAAGGUCAUCUCCAACCCAUUGUUGGCUAGAAAGCAAUUCGUCAUUGACGUUUUGCAUCCAAACAGAGCUAAUGUCUCUAAGGAUGAACUACGUGAAAAGCUAUCCGCUGUCUACAAAACUGAGAAGGACGCUGUUUCCGUCUUUGGUUUCAGAACUCAAUUCGGUGGUGGUAAGUCUACUGGUUUCGGUUUGGUUUACAACUCUGUUGCCGAAGCUAAGAAAUUCGAGCCAACUUACAGAUUGGUCAGAUACGGUCUAGCUGAAAAGGUUGAGAAGCCAUCCAGACAACAAAGAAAACAAAAGAAGAACAGAGACAAGAAGAUCUUCGGUACCGGUAAGGCUUUGGCCAAGAAGGUUGCUCGUCGUAACGCUGAUUAA